This is a messenger RNA of Ostrinia furnacalis (Asian corn borer), 379 nucleotides long. Its product is annotated as Krueppel homolog 2-like. The annotation marks the transcript as partial. The transcript has 2 exons. The record is from RefSeq and is a predicted model, not a curated record. Gene Ontology annotation, cellular component: membrane; endoplasmic reticulum. Gene Ontology annotation, biological process: endoplasmic reticulum tubular network organization; membrane organization. Lineage: Eukaryota; Metazoa; Arthropoda; Insecta; Lepidoptera; Crambidae.
ACGCUCGGCCAGAACUCGAUGUGGGUGGCGCGCCUGCUGAUCUCGCUGGUGGAGUUCCAGUCGCGGAACAUCCUGCGCGCCGCCGCGCUCGCCGAGAUCGUGCUGUUCCCCGUCGUCGUGCUCAUGGCGCUGUUCGCAUACUGCAGCCUGCUGACGCCGUUCGUGUACUACUACUUCGUGACGUGGCGUUACGCGUCCCGUCGCAAUCCCUACACGCGCAACACCUUCCACGAGCUGCGAGCGCUCGCCGACCGCACCGCCGCGCGCCAGUCGCUGCCCGCGCCGCUGCGGUCCGCUAUCGCUGCUGCGGUCACGCUCGUCUGCCGCAUGGCGCCGCCGCUUGAAGCCGCUGCUCAGUGAGUGUCCCUAUACACACAGU